Messenger RNA from Branchiostoma floridae (Florida lancelet), 3752 nucleotides. RefSeq names its product inositol polyphosphate multikinase-like. Gene Ontology annotation, biological process: inositol phosphate biosynthetic process. The record is from RefSeq and is a predicted model, not a curated record. Gene Ontology annotation, molecular function: inositol-1,4,5-trisphosphate 3-kinase activity; inositol tetrakisphosphate kinase activity. The coding region runs from base 138 to 1505 and encodes 455 amino acids. NCBI's taxonomy places the organism in Eukaryota, Metazoa, Chordata, Leptocardii, Amphioxiformes, Branchiostomatidae. The transcript has 6 exons. Gene Ontology annotation, cellular component: cytoplasm; nucleus.
GAACUUUUCAAGAUUGAGCAUGCGCACUGUCAAAUUUUGCACGGUCCAAUUUUUCUGUCUCUAAAAAUUAUUCCAGUUGUGAUUACGACUGUUUUAUACCUGCUACAGAGUGUCAGGAAUGAGACGGGUAUCGUGGCAUGGCUGACAGCGGUGAGACUAACUGGAGAAACCAUCCUGACUUUGGGAAAGCGAAAAGAACGCCGGAGAAAGGCGGAGCGCGAGAGGGGGUGUGCACCCCUCCCCUCCCCCGCCGGUGCCGCCCGCUCGCACACCAGGUCGCCGGGCACCGGUAUGGGCAGGGCAAGACCAAGAAAGGCAUGUUACAGCAUGAGGACGGGACCCUACUGAAGCCCCUUCAGCCUCCGCCGCGCGGACAGAAGGAGCUUGGCUUCUACCAGAAGAUUUUUGAGGAGGAGACCAACGAUCAGGACCUUCUCACCCUGAGACAGUUCAUGCCAAAGUACCUGGGCAAGUUCGUUCCUGAGGAUGACCCGUCACAGGUUUUUAUCAAGCUGGAGGACAUCACCAGAAAGUUCCACCAGCCCUGCAUUCUGGAUGUCAAGGUGGGGAGACGCUGUUAUGACCUGGAGGCCACGCCCGACAAGAUCGAGCGAGAGAAGAAGAAAUAUCCGCCGAUCGACAUUGUGGGGUUCCAACUAAUGGGAAUGAGGAUCUAUAAGAGAAAAACAGGUGAAGUGGUGUACUAUGACAAGAAAUAUGGGAGAAGCCUCGAUGAAAACCAUGUUGGCAUGGGACUGACUAAAUACCUGACCAUGGACGGGACCUGUCCGCUGCAAGUCCGAGUGUUACAGGCCAUCCUGCGUCGCCUGGAGAGAAUCAAACGGUUCAUCAAGACCCAGUCUCAGAUUUGCCUCUUCUCCAGCUCCCUCCUCAUUGUUUAUGAAGGAGAAACAGAGAACUCCUUGGAGAACUCCUUGGAGGAAUCUACACCAAACUCCGGAGAGAACAGUACAGAGAACUCUACACAUGAAGUCCUAACCGACACAGGCCGUUCUUUGCACUCAGUGGCUGUAGCAAGUGAUGACAUAUCUUUUGAUGACAUGCAACACUUGUCAAAUUACGCAGCAUCACAUUCCAAGGGAAAUAAAAACGUUGAAGCUGUUUCAGAACCUAGAUUGCGGCAAUUCCCAUCCCAGAAUGCCAUUGGGUUGACACAGGAGGUCCCAGAGGCAAAAAGGGUCAACGGACCACAUACGCACGUGUCGGGUCAAGGGGCAAAGGGCAAAGCAGGGUCAACUGAACAGGCUGUUGCAGCCACACGCCACUCAGGUUCACAGAGAGACGCUGAUGCUGAUUGGUCACCACCAGUAGAGGAUGGGCUAUCCUGUCCAAUCAGAAACAGUGAGACAGACUGUAGAGUUCAGACUAAGAUUGAUGUGAGAAUGAUUGACUUUGCCCAUGUUUUUCCCUCUGACCAUAUUGACGAAAACUACCUGUAUGGUAUAAAGAACUUGAUAAGCUAUCUAGAAAGGAUAGGUUCAUGAUCAAGACAGAAAACAAUGGACUAUUUUACAAAGAAAAGUUACAUAAUGUUGCUUUCAUCCUAUUGCGAGGGGUACUGGGUGAUUAUUUUUAAUUCAAAAAGCCUAGGGUCACAUUUCCAAACCAGUGGCCAAGGACACAAGGUAUGAUGAUACAAAAGACAACAAAAACAAGAAGGCAUGAUUUGUAUAUAUUUCUUGGUAUACAUUUUUAUUUCUCCUGAAAGCCCGGCUAGGCCCUAGUUACAUCUGAGGUCUCAGUGCCACAGGUGACCGUCAGGUAGCCUGUGUUUACACAAGCUCUCGCCGGCUGGGCUUAAUGACCCCCUCCCCAAUCGUAGGGCCGGCCGUAGGGGCGCGAUUUUAUUCAGGCUACCCGUCAGGGAUAUAGCCCUGAUCCGGCCCUGAGGCCAUCUAUUUGUUGCUAGGUCCCGGCUUCAUUUUGAGUCCGACUUAAAUUCAACCUGGGGCUCAGCCUGGCUAAGAAAUGCCCCGGGAGCAACAAGUUGUCCCACAAAGCCAUGUAGGGGCCACGACCAAAAGUGCCAAAAAGGCAGACCAUGCACCGGCAGGACCCUUUUUCCAUUUGGGACUGUAGCAGGGGUUCUAGCCAGCAUCCGAACUUGCUGCUGGGGACAGACAUGAAUUUUGCCUUGCCGUCCUCUAUGAUGGACAAAAAAUCGGCACGUAAAGAUAUUAAAUACUGAUUAAUUACUGAUGCCAUGCAGAGUCUACAAGCAAAAUUUGUCCCUCAAUGCAGGAAAUACAUUUUUGAGGGUUCCAGGGGGAACACAUAGCCUGACUAAAAUCCUAGCGGCCAGCCCUACAAUUGCCGCCGCCCUAGGAGGGGGUUAUUAACACCAGCCAGCGAGAGCUAGUGUAAACACAGGCUUGGGGAACACACUCCCAGACCCAAUAGGAUCGUUGUCCCUUGACAGGAUUUCCAAACUCAAAAUCCAGGGGACGGGGAAAAAAAUUCAGGCUGGCUAGAAGGCUGGACUGUAGCCUUAGAAAUGUAAUCCUAGCACAAGACUGGACUGAUUGGUUAGCUGUAUUCACACCAUGGACGUACCAUAUUGAUAAGCGUGGUACGUUGGUAUCUCAAUCUCAAGAUUAUGUACUUGCCAUAUUCUCUUUUGCAAGUAUUGAAAAUGACGCAAACAAAAACACUAAAUGUGUGGCAUAUAUUAUUGGUUAUUCCACAGAGAAAUCCCUAAAGAUGUAUAAAGUCAAUGUUUGAAACCGUUUUGACCUCUUGUGUGAUACUCAUGCCAAAGUGUCUAUUUUAGCAAAAAGCCCUAUAUAGAAGGCCAGCUAUGUCAAAUAGAUAAUAAUGGUCUAUUUUCAAUGUUGUCCUAAAUAUUUGUAACAGUAAUAGUGGUAGUCUGGUAAGCUAUAUUUAUAUCAUGUGUGGUCCUCCCUAUAGUCUGGUAUCCAGACAUGAUAAUUAGGUUAAUCAAACCUAACCCAGAAAGACAUCGAGCUUAUGUUGUGGUCUUCUAGAUGCAUCUUGUACAGGACUAUUGUGAUGUAUCAUGUUCAGAACUACCUGUUGUCACAUAGGAAGAGAUAGAAGACCAGUGUCACUUACCUGGAUCUGUUAAAUCUUAGGUACACUGUAUGUUCUUCGGCACUCAGUGUAAGCGCAAACUCGUCUGUCCGGGGCUGUAACAGGCCCCUCCUCGGAGAUGUUUUGCAGGCUGCUAUAAGUGGGAUUUAAUCAGGCUAUGGCCUUCGGCAAACCAAGUACAUCCCAGUUUUUUUUUAAGUGGCGUAGUAAGUUAGAAUAGGCAUAGGUUUUCUCUUAGUCUGGUAUCCAGACAUCAUUAUUGGGUAAAUGAAACCUAGCCCCAAAAGACAAUUGGGUCAUGUUGUGGUCCUCUAGAUGCAUCUUAUACAAGACUAUUGUGAUGUAUCAUGUUUAGAACUACUUGUUGUCAUACAGGAAGAGAUAGAAGACCAGUUUCACUGUCCUAAAUCCAGUCAUUUUUAGGUACUUCGGCACUCUGUGUAACGCAAACUCCACUGGCCUGGACUGUAACAGGUCUACGGAGGUUGUGCGGGCUGCUAUAAGUGUGAUUUAAUCAGGCUAUGUCCUUCAGUAACAAGGUACAUCCCAGUUUUUUUAAGUGGUGUAGAUAGUAUAGGUAUUGUGCAUAGAAAUAUGGAAUUAUACAGUGUGAUUGUUUAAAGUAUGCAAUGGUGUCACUGUAUACUCUACUCUUGGAACAAGACUCGAAUUGUACCUCA